This is a messenger RNA of Oncorhynchus mykiss (rainbow trout), 16399 nucleotides long. RefSeq names its product piccolo presynaptic cytomatrix protein b (gene pclob). Gene Ontology annotation, cellular component: axon; glutamatergic synapse; membrane. NCBI's taxonomy places the organism in Eukaryota, Metazoa, Chordata, Actinopteri, Salmoniformes, Salmonidae. Gene Ontology annotation, biological process: presynaptic active zone assembly; protein localization to synapse. The record is from RefSeq and is a predicted model, not a curated record. Gene Ontology annotation, molecular function: protein binding; structural constituent of presynaptic active zone; metal ion binding.
UUUUAAUGUGAUGCUUUUUUUCAUUUUCAGGAGGAGAACGAGCCAACUGCAGACUCCCUCCUAGCAGACCAGGUAGUAGUUGAGGUACCGUCCAGCCCAGCCAGUCCAUUUGAGGCUGACACCAAGACUGAGGACCAUAGUAUCAAGUCCCAGGAUGGACCAGAUAUACUUCCUAUAUCACAGGGCUCCUACAGCUCAGAGGAAGAGCUGAAGGAGUUGCAGACAGACAGAAAUGUCCCUAUGAUUGACACGACCGCUGACACAGCCAUGCCUUCCAAGGAAGAGGUGAAUGUGGAGAAGAGGCGUCUGAAUUAUGUACAGAUGGAGGAGAGCAGUGGGAGCGAACCCUCUCCCUCGCCCCAGGUCCAGAGACGGAGGUUAAGUGCGAUAGCAGUCAGCACGGCAGCCUCAUCCAGCAGCGAGGACUACAAAGCAGACAGCCCAGCAGUCAGCCCAGACUCAUCUGUGGAUGAGGAGGAGUUCAUCCGCAGGCAGAUCAUGGGGAUGACAGGAGAGGAGGAGAUGUUUCUCUCAGAGGAGGAAAAAGAUGAGAAAGAGAGCAUAGAGGAGGAGACCAAGGAGGCUGAGGUAGAUAACGAAUCAGGCAAAUCCAAACUUCUACUAAAGAAAGGCAUUAUGGAUAAUGAAGACAGCCCAGCCAGGAGACCAUCUCCAGGAUCUGAGGCUAAAACCACUGCAGAUAGGUCUGAGCUCACCACCACUGUGUUUAAGAAAGACAUGGCGUUACAGAGAACAAAGAGCACGGAUGAUGGAGAUGCUGAGGUGGAGAGCAUCACAGAGUCUCUGGAGGAUAAAUCCAAGGGUGAGGGGUCAUCCAGUGUCCAGGUGUCCAGCUUCACCCCUGGAACCUCCCCCACCUCAGCCUCUUCUCUGGAGGAGGACAGCGACAGCAGCCCCAGCCACAAGAGGAGUGGGGAGGGGAAACAGCACCGCAAGGCCAAGCACAGGCAGGCAGGCCAGUCCCUUCCCACCAUCGAGGACUCGUCAGAAGAGGAGGAACUCAGGGAGGAAGAAGAUCACCUCAGGGAGCAGGAGAAACAGGAGUCGGACCAGCAGCAGGGGAAGAGGAGCUCCAAGAAGUCCAAGAGGGAUAAAGACGAACUACAGACUCAGAGGAAAUGGGAUAAGCCUGUAACCUCGCCCAGUAACCUGUCUCCUAUUGAAAACGCCUCGCCCACUGUGGAGAUGAGGCAGGCUAGAGAGAUGGAAGUGUUUCACAAGUCCUCAGGCUCUGACUAUUCUCCUAGCAUGGAGUCUGAUUCAGAAGCGUUUCACACAGAGGCCAAGAUAGCUGUCCCAAAAGGACAGAAGUUCAGUACUGCAGAGCCACUAAAGAAUGCAGAGGAUAUAUAUGAGGAGAUGCUUCAGAAAGCUAGAUCUCCUAAAGGAGAGACAGAGCCAGUCCCUGAGAUAGAGCCACUCUACGGAGGCAUGGCCAUAGAGGACUACCUCUAUGAGUCCCUAGUGGAGGAGCCUGAAGCUAAACCUAGUUCAGCCCUACCGGAGCAGUCCAGUAAAGACCAUGCUAAAGAGCCAGGGAAGAAAAGUUUAAGAUCUCCUGAAGAGGUGUAUGAGGAAAUAAUGCUGAAGAAGAAGGAACUGAUGUUGAUAGAGCAGGAGUUCCAGAGGGCUCAGUCAGCGAUGGACACUCCAACUCCAGAAAUACAUGUGACUGCACCAUCCAGUGCUGCAGCUGAGAGCUGCAAAGUUGGUGAGGCAGAGGGAGAGAAGCCUAUGUUAGAUGCGGAUUCUACCUACGUUAAGAGGAAGAAACGUCCUGCUCCACCACGACCCUCUGAACCUCCUAAACGGCCCGAGGUCUACGUUGCCAAGCCAACAGUUCCUCAGGAUAUGACUAUGAGGAGGGCUCUUUUCCCCAUACCGGAUUUGAAGAUCACCCAGUGUUCCUCUGGAGAGGAUGAAACGGAUGAUAGUAUAAUAGAGGAGUAUGGAGUGGGAGUGUCCUCUGAUAUUACCCCUAGCGAUGAGUCUGAAACUAAAGAACAGGUAGAGUCCUCUCCAGUUUCAGAACAUACACCAAUAAUAGAGGCAGCUGAGAUUGAACCCAUCAUUGUAGUGUGUGAGGUUCCCCAGGCGAAAGCUACUCCAGCCCCUGCCCCUGAGACAGUUCUAGCCACCAGUACAACCACCACAACAUCACCAAUCUCUCCGGUAUCACCUCCCACCUCACCAGCAACUCCAGACUCAAGUCUAGCCUCCAAUGCUACUUCCUCUUCCUCUUUCCAAGCUCCAAGUCCUCUCUCCUCUGACUCUACUCCAGUGUCCACUCCAACACCAGACCUGGCCAAAGCUGCAGCUCCCUUCGCAGCUCAGCUGCCUGCUGAUAUCUCCCCUCCUUCUAUUGCUCCCAUUAUGCCUGUUUCUCCAACCACAGUUUUAGUCACAAUUCCAGAUGUGGUGACAGAUCCAACCCAAGCACCAACACCAGCUACAACUACAGUCCAUGCUUCUGCUCCACUAGCCCAACCCCAAGCCUCAGUCCCUGCCUCAGUGGUGGUGCACAUACCUGAUCCGGUUGUAAUCCAAAUGCCAGACCUGGUUACAUCUCCAUCCCAGAUGUCUGUUCAGGGUCCACCUUCUGUGCAGGUCACAGCACCAACUCCAGUACCAAGCCCAGUACCUUCUGAAGCCACAUCUCCGGUCCCAGCUGCUCCCAGUGCAAUGUCAACUUCGGCUACAGUCUCUGCUCCAACUCCAGCCCCAGCUCCAGUUGUAGUCCAAAUGCCAGACCUGGUUACCAUCACCUCUUCAGUUUCACCCCAAGCCCCACUACCUGUGACAUCCUCGGCUCCUGCCCAAGCUACAGUGGUGCAUUCAGUCCCUGUCCAGACUGCUGCCCCACCUCCAACCCCAGUAGUAGUCCCAGCCAUAGGGACACGCCGAAUUCAGAGACAAGCCUCCACCAAAAAAGCCCCACCUCCUCCUCCACCUAGGUCUACAUCUGUCUCCCUGCCCCAAACCUCAGCAGAGCCUACCUCUAUCAGGGCCAUCCAUAAUGUCUCCCCGACCGUGACUACCACAAUAGCCAUGGGAGCAGCUCUGCCUGUGGUGGUGAAUGUACAGUCGCUAGUGGAGGAUGUCCGGCCAGAAGGUGUUGCUGGCUCUCAGGUUAUGAUGACCCCAACCAGACAGGGGCAUGUGGUCAUCAUAGUUCCCAAUGUGAAGAACAUGUCAGUGCUCAGCCAGACAACCCAAGACCUUGUGGCAAACUCAGUGGCAAUAACUACCACCUCUGCUGUGGUUGAUGGCAGUAGUCAGAUAGCAGCAAGGCCUGUGGUUGUCAGUGUUGCUCCUUUCUAUACUGCUCCCUCUGUUCCUGCUGUACACAGCUCAGACACAUAUAUACCUUUGGCAGAUACCCCAACACCUCCUUUGCCUCCUCCACCACCCCCUGCCACCUUACAAAAGCCAGCUGUUUAUCCCAAAAAGCCUUCCAUUUCCAUCCCACCUUCAGUCCCAACAUCAGUGCCAGUCUCAGCUGCUUUGACAAUGGCACAGGCAACUGUAACAACCUCAGACCCCAGUCCAGUACACAAGGCCCCUGCACCCCCUCCAGUCCCCCCCAAGCCUGUGUCCAUCCCAGCAGGGCUGGUGUUCAGCCACCGACCAGGGGAGAGUGUCAAACCUCCAGUGUAUCCCACUGCCAGCCACACACUUCCCACGACCAGAGAAGUGGUUCCGAAAGCCAGCUCAGCAGAGCCAUUCACAGCCACAACACUGCCCAGGACCAGAGAACCUCCCAAUGCCCUGUCUCUGAGUCUGACCACCCCAGUGGAAUCCAAGAUGAGUGCUACCUCACCCAGGUCCCCUCUUUCUCCAAGGAACGCCAAGUGUCUGGAGACGUAUGUUGUGAUAACUCUGCCCUCAGAGCCUGGCACACCCACAGAGGGAAUCACUGUCCAAGCCCCCAUCAGAAGAGGGUCCAUCCUCCCCUCUAAGCAGACAGGCCCAGGGGUUAGGACCACACCGUCAGAACAGCAGUCACCCAUUGAGGCCUUCUCAGCCCAGGACAAUGUCAGGAGAGCAUCAGUUCCCUCAUUGAGGCAGCCACCACCACCAGCAGCAGCAAUAGGACCAGUCGAAGUAGCAGCACCCCUAGAGGGAGUCACUGUUCUAGCAACAGCAAGACAGCCUUCCAUACCAUCAGCUAUGCAGCCUCCAUACGGUAUGGCUGAGGUGGUGACAGUUUCAGCUGGGUCUGAGAUGCCUAUUCAGGUACACAAUGUCCCAGCUCCAAUCAAGAAACCGUAUAAACCUCCAACAGCCAAGCCAUCGCAGACAGUGUCUGUGGUUAUGACGAUGCCAUCAGAGCAACGGGUUCCUGUAGAAGUGUCUGCAACUCAAGCCUCUGGUAGAAGGGCAUCAAUACCUGCUGUACCUCAGCAGCCACAAUAUGUGGCUGAAGUAAUGGCUUUACCAGCAGAGCUGGACAUACCUACAGAGGUUGUUUCAAUUGAGGCCAUGUCUGGAAGAGCAACAAUACCAUCAGAAAUGCAGCAACCACAAACCAUGGCAGAGGUAAUGCCAUUACAGCAGGAAAUACCAACGGGAGCUAUGGCCAUCCAAAUCCAUGUAGAAGCUACACCCUCAACCAUGCAUCAGUCACCAUCUCUGAUAGAGGUGGUUUCAACUGAGGGUGUCUUUAGAAGAGCAUCAAUACCAUUGGAAAUGCAGCAACCACAAACCAUGACAGAGGUAAUGCCAUUACAGCAGGACACACCAUCAAUACGAUCAUCUGCACCACAACCACAAGGAGUGGCUGAAGGAAUGACUUUUCCUUCAGAGUAUGACAUGCCUACGGAGGUUAUAACAACUGAGGCCACUACCACUAGAAGGACAUCCAUAUCCUCUGUAGCACAACAACCAUUCACAUUUGCUGAAGUAAUGACUUACCCAUCAGAGUAUGAAACACCCACCCAGGUGGUUACAACUGAGGCUAUUUCCACUACAAAAAGAGAGUCUAUAACCAUGCAGCAGCUUCUAACUAUGGCCCAGGUUAUCACAAUGCCUGCAGAGGCAGAGGUACCUCUAGAGGCAUAUGCUGCCCAAGUUCAAUACAGGAGAGAAUCCAUCCCCUCAGCAGUGCAACCACCACAGGCAGUAUCAGAGGUCCUGAGUUACUCAUCAGAGUAUGAGACCCCCCUCGAGGUCAUUACAACUGAAGCCUACACCAGGAGAAUGUCAGUUCCCUCUGGCCAGGAGGUUCCCCAGACUGUCCCCGUGGCUCCAGUCACCAUCACCAGGAAGUUCCACCAGGAGUCGAUAGAGAGCCAGGAAAUCCGUGGGCCUGAGAAGGUGGUGUCCAGCCUGAGCCACGUGUACUCCUCCUCUAUCUCCACCUCAGCCCAGCCCCCAGAGAGACUGCCCAGCUUGGUCACUCAGGUGGUCACCACCGAGGUUCAGAGAACCACUGUGUCUGUGGUUCAUGAGAGGCUUCCCCAGGCUCCUGCGUCAGACGCAUUGGCCAUCCUUAUCCAGCCAGACCUGGCUAAAGUCCAGCCCUCUCCCAAACAGAACGGGAAGAUCUACUCCGGUGAUGCCAUUGACCUCCGCACCAUUAAGGUCGGUGUAAAGAUGACCGAUUCAGGGAUGGACUUGACGCCUCAGGAAUCGAGUCGCCAGUCUGUCUGUAGCAACUCUAGUGGCCGACAUACGGCAGUGCAGCCAGAGAUAGUGAACCUGAGUGCUGAGAUCACCCCUUCCGCCACGUUGGCUGUUGUCACUGAUAGCAUCACUAUUGUCACCUGUUCAGCCACCAUUGCCUCCUACACCAGCGAGCCAGAAGAAAAGCCUUUAGAUCUGCAGGGUUAUGUUGCCUCCAUGCCUCUCCCUCUUACCACAUACAAACCAUUCGAGCCUCUGGCACAGAUAGUGUAUAGGCGUGUAGACUCACCACCUAUCGUCAGCACGGUGAUAGCCAGAGACACAGAGACACCAAUUAACCUGUCCUAUGGAGCCUCCACAGUAGAUAGCAGGCUUCCAGUGACCAUGGCCCCAGCUGUCAGCAAUGGGGGAACCAUGCUCUCAGAGCUGGCUGGGGCCGUGGACCUGUCCACCUCCAGACCCCUUAGGGCCAUGGUGGCUCUGUCCGGCACCAGCCCAGGUGUGGUGACCACGGUUGUAGAGGAUGAUGGGACGCCCAUAGAUCUGACAGCUGGGAAAAAUGUGUGCUGUGACGUCAUCUACAAGCUACCCUUCACAGGGAGCUGUAGGACCCAGCCACCAGUUAUUACCCAGCCUGACCACUUCAGCUACAGAGACGACCACUACCAGUAUGAUCAUGCUGGGGUCUAUGGAAUCAAGGUCUUGAACGGCAAGGCCAUGUCUGAGACCAAUCUGGCUGAUGCAGGACUCUUCCUCUAUAAUGGAAAGACCGAAUAUGACUAUAACGGAGUCUUGGACAGUGCGGUAGACCUGACAGCUGGUAAUAUAUCCGCAGGUGAAGCUCUAGACUACACUAGUAAAGCUGCUGGGGCCUAUACUGGGAUAUCCACUGCUCCAUAUUCCCAGGUCCCUGCUUAUAGUGUCUUUAGAUCCUCAGACGGAAUGGUAUACUCCUCCAUAGCAGCCCCUGUUCCUUCUACAUAUGCCAUUACCACCCAGCCAGGGUCCAUCUUCAGCACCACCCUACCCCCUACCACCACCCUCCAGGAGCAGCCAGCCCAAGCUCCAUACCCCUAUGGCUUCAUCCCCACCACCGACCCUGGCAACCAGAUCAUCAGCCUGGGAACUGGCCUGCCCAAGGACCUGCUGCCCAGCGCUCUGGCUGACAUCAUGACUGGCUUCCCUGCCCUGUACUCUGACCAGACCCUGGAGGCCAUCGCAGCCUCUCUGGAGGCCCUGGCCUCGUUGCCCAUGUUCCCCGGCCUGGAUGACAGCAAGAUCACCCAGUAUCAGAUGGAGAGGGAGUUCCUGCAGCUGGAGAAGCUGAAGCAGCUGUGUCUGGCAGAGGAGCUGGAGUGGGAGAGGCAGGAGAUCCAGCGCUACCGCGAGCAGGAGCAGAUCAUGGUGCAGAGGGAGCUGGAGGAGCUGCAGGCUCUGAAACAGAAGUUGUUAGUUCAACAGGAAGAGGAGCACCAGGCACACCUUGUAGCACAGCAGGAGACCUACAACCAGCAGAGGGAACAGCUAGAGCAGAUCCAACAGCUCCAGGUGCAGCUACAGCACCAGCUAGAGGAGCACUACGGUACCACAGGAACCUCAGAUAACCUGCUAGAGGCACAGUAUGCAGGGGUGGGGGAUAACGGUCAGUACUGGCCUGUUAGGGAUGAGUCCACCACCUCAUCCACUGUCAUCCAGCUAGAAGGUGGGGUGCAGUAUGUGACCGGUGAGGGUCAGAGAGAGGUUGGAGGUCAGGACCAGCUGCAAUUCAGUAGGAAACAGUCGGCAGGGUCUAAGCAGCCUGGUGACCAGGGUUAUGGUACAGGGGUGGUAGGGAAGAGGAUAGUGGACAGUGGGGUCCAGACAGACGAUGAGGACUCGGUAGACAGAACGUAUGUGGGGAGGAGGAAGAGGAACAACAGGGGGAGGGGUGUAGACAGCAGUGUUCAGACUGAUGAUGAGGAGGACCAAGAGGAUGGGUGGGACAUGCCAACCAGGUCGCGGCGGCGCUCCCGCUCCAGCAAGCACAGCGGUGAGGGGAAACACAGUGGCUCUAAGGUCUCCAGCAUUGCCAUCCAGACUGUGGCAGAGAUCUCUGUCCAGACCGACCACUCUGGCAGCAUCAAAUGCCCCAGCAUUCAGAUGGACACUAAGGUGGAGAUCAUCAAACACAUCUCAGCCCCAGAGAACUCUCAGAGAGGAGGCAGCCUCAGCUGCCAGACAGACACAGACCGCAGGCGCCACUUGCCCGUAGAGGUGGGCUACAGCGCCUACCUGAAGGCAGACCUCGCCCCCAAGUCCCCCAAAGUGCUUUACUCUCCCGUGUCCCCCCUCUCCCCGAGUAAGGCCAUGGAGGAAGGGCAGAAGAGGCUGACCACUGACCCGUCCAGGUUUUCCAACGGCCCUAGGAUGCUGAAGCCUGGACCGAAGUCUCUGCCUGACCCCAAGUCUCUCAGCCCCACCACCGAGGACAGGAUAGGCUACCACCACACAGAAACCUACUCUGGCCAGGGCUCUCCGUCAGGCACUGGAAAGAAGGUGAAGAGGACCCUACCCAACCCUCCCCCGGAGGAUGACCCUCUGACUGGCCCAUCAGGCUACAGCGCCAACUCAGCGCGCCGACGUCUCGGCCGUCACACCACCAUGGCCCGGGCCAAGAUCUUGCAGGACAUCGACAAGGAGCUGGACCUGGUGGAGAGAGAGUCAUCCAAGCUCCGCAGAAAACAGGCCGAGCUAGAUGAGGAGGAGAAAGAGAUUGACGCCAAGCUGAGGUACCUGGAGAUGGGCAUCAACCGUCGUAAGGAUGCCCUGCUGCAGGAGAGGGAGAAGAGGGAGAGGGCCUACCUGCAGGGUGUGGCUGAGGAGAGAGACUACAUGUCGGACAGCGAGGUCAGCAACAUCAGGGAGACCAGAGGGAACAGCCACGGCCUGGAGAGACCCAGGACAGCUCCACAGUCAGAGUUCGACCAGUUCAUUCCCCCUGAAACUGAGGCUGACUCCCAGUACCCCACUCUUACCAGUCCCUACUCCCACUACACCCAGUAUGUCCCUCAGACCCAGGCCAUCAGCCACUACCCCCAGCAGACCCUGUACCAGCAGCAGGCCCUCUACCAGCAGCACCCCUACCAGAGUCAGUCAGUCUACUCCUCUGUGCCAAGCCUGUCCUACCCCCAGGCCUCCCACUCCCACCAGCAGGCCCAGUCCUCAGGCUACCAGUCCAAGAACACCACCAACUACGAGGUGAUCCGGAACCAGCCCAUGAUCAUCGUACCCUCCUCCAGCGAGGGGGGGUAUGGGGUGGGGAAGUACGGCAGUCUGGAACUGAGGAUGGGCCUGGAGGAGAGGAGCAUGGCCUCCAGCCCCAUGUCUAGUAUAUCUGCUGAGUCUUUCUAUGCUGACAUCGACCACCACAAUGCCAGGAACUAUGUUCUGAUAGAGGACAUUGAGCAGCUGACUAAAGGCUCUACAGCGCUGGGCUCUGCAGGGCUGGGGUCAGGGUUCAGUCUGCCUGAUAAGGACCUGUCUAAGGCUGACAGGCUGCUCCGGGCCGCUGAGGCCAGGCGCACUGCAGAGGUUGCGGAGUUCCUUGGUAACUCGCGUCUGCACAGCUACGGUAAAGGAGAGGAGGACUCUAUGGAGGAGCCUUAUGAGCUGAAGCUCCUGAAGCAACAGAUAAAGCAGGAGUUUAGACGAGGGACGGAGGGUCUGGAGCACCUCUCAGGCCUGGGCAUGCCCCAGUACCUCCCCACUGACCCCAGCUACAGACACUUCCCUAAGGCUGACAAGUACAGCAUCAGCCGGCUGACCUUGGAGAAACAAGCUGCCAAGCAGCUCCCUGCCGCUGUGCUCUACCAGAAACAGAUCAAGAACCAGAAGAAGGCAACCCUGAUGGACCCCAAGAUAACCAAGUUCUCCUCCAUCCAGGAGAGCAGAGACCUGGAGCCAGACUACAGUAGCUUCCUGGGCUCUGGAGCCUCGUCUGUCACCAACCUGUCCACGCGAGCCAGACUGCUCCAGGAUGAGAUCACCUUUGGCCUGAGGAAGAACCUGUCUGAGCAGCAGAAGUACCUGGACUCCUCCCUGGGAUCUAACCUGGCUGGCUCUCUGGGCCAGAACCUGGGCCAGUCCCUUGGCCUGGGGGGACCCACCAUGAGGACUACCCUACAGGACGACACCACCUACCCCAGCGGCACGCGCUCUCGCCCCUCCUCCCGCCCCAACUCCCGUCCCACUUCCGUCUAUGGCCUGGAUCUGUCCAUCAAACGGGACCUUUCCAGCUCCUCUCUCAGGCUGAAGAUUGAGGGAGAAGCAUUGGACGCAGCGUUCGGCACUGGGGUGACCAGGACCAAGCCCACCAGCCUGCCUAUAAGCCAGAGCCGCGGGCGCAUCCCCAUCGUGGCUCAGAACUCAGAGGAGGAGAGCCCUCUGAGUCCUGUGGGAGAGCCCAUGGGCAUGGCCAGAGCCUCAGCCGGCCCUCUACCACCCAUCUCAGCUGACUCCAGAGACCAGUUUGGCUCUAGCCACUCCCUGCCGGAGGUCCAGCAGCACAUGAGGGAGGAGUCCAGGGCUACACUGGGACAUAGUGGGGUCUACGACAGAGACAUAGCCUUCAUCAUGGACGACCUGGGAGGAGCCAUGUCUGACAGCGAAGCCCUAACUGACUCCAUGCUGACUCUGAACAGAGAUGAUCCCAGAAUCUUUCAUGAGAGUAUCAGACACGCCGGAGGCCCCAACUGGAACAUAGAAGCGUACCACCUGAGGAGGGAGGACACUGACUGGUUUGAUAAGCCUGCAGAGAGACAACAUCAGGAAAAUGGACAGCCUCUGGACAGGAGACAGAUUAAGCUGAUUCCCUAUGUGUUCCCUCACACCCGGCUCAAACUACAGAGGGACCCCAAGGACACCAGUGUCUCAGGGAAUGGCCUGGGGAUCCGUGUGGUGGGAGGAAAGGAGAUUCCUGGUUGUCAUGGUGAGAUAGGAGCCUACAUCGCUAAGGUUACACCCGGAGGAGUGGCCGAACAGACAGGGAAAGUGGUGGAAGGAAUGCAGGUGUUGGAGUUGAACGGGGUUCCUCUGAUGGGGAAGACUUACGAGGAGGUGCAGUGCAUUAUGGGUCAGCCAUCUACAGAGACUGAGCUCUGUGUGAGACUUGACCUGAACAUGCUGUCUGACCCUGAGCAUCCCCAGGCCCUUGAGAACCAUGACCAGCUGAAGCCUGGUGACAGGCAGUGUUCUCCAGGAGUGGACCCUAAGCAGCUGGCUGCAGAGCUGCAGAAGUUUUCCCAACAGCAGGCCCCUGGGAUGGGGGUAGGAAUGGGGGUGGGGGGGCCAGGAGGAGUAGGGAUCCUCUCUGCCCUUGACCGCUCAGCUCUGUUACACUCAGGCAAUGCAUCGGCUAGCUCUAGUGCCGUCCCCAGCCCCGGUCAGCCUGCCUCCCCAGCCAUCAACAAGAAACAACGCCACAACGCCAAGUCGGCAGCGGAUGUGCAGGUGCUAAAGUCUCAGCCUCACCCUAUAACAGGAGAAAUACAGCUCCAGAUCAACUAUGACAGGAACCUGGGGAACCUGAUAGUGCAUGUGCUCCAGGCCAGGAACCUGGCUCAGAGAGACCCCAACAGAUACUCCGACCCCUUUGUCAAGGUUUACCUCCUACCAGGGAGAGGACAAGUCAUGGUAGUCCAGAACGCAAGUGGUGAGAACAAGAGGAGGACCAAGUACGUUCAGAGGAGUCUGAACCCAGAGUGGAACCAGACCGUCAUCUACAAGAACAUACACCUGGAACAGCUGAAGAAGAAGACUCUGGAGGUGACAGUGUGGGAUUAUGACAAAUCUUCCUCCAAUGACUUCCUGGGAGAAGUGUUGAUAGAUCUGUCUAACACAACUCAGCUGGACAACACUCCUCGCUGGCUGCCUCUGAAGGAGCAGAGUGAGAGCAUUGAGCAUAGCAGAUCACAUCACACCGCCCAGGGGCCUGGGGGGCCAGGAGCAGGGGCAGGGCCGGGACAGGGGCCCAUAGCGGGGCAAGGACCAGGCAAGGACAUGGGGCCAGGAUUAGGACAAGGACAAGGCCUAAUGCAUGGACAGGGACAGGGGCAGGGACAGGGGCAGAUGGAGGAGUGCCUUGAGUCCCCCAAGAAUUCUGUGAUAAAGAGCAGAAGCCACGGGAUCUUCCCUGACCCAGCAAAAGACAUGCAGAUGGUGACUCUAGAGAAGUCCCACAGUAGUCCCGGCAGCUCUAAGUCAUCGUCAGAAGGCCAGCUUCGUUCCCACGGUCCGUCCCGCAGCCAGAGCAAGAGCAGUGUCACGCAGGCCCACCUGGAGGAUGCUGGGAUAGCUAUAGCUGCCGCAGAGGCCGCUGUGCAACAAGCCCGCCUCCAACCAAGACCAGGCCACAGGUUGGGGGAUGUGUCUGGGCCGGUGGUGUCCUCAGCCCCCAAUCUGCUGGAGGGGUAUGGGGGUCUGGAUGGAGAAGAGGGGGCUGGCACAGGGGUCGACAGCGCCAUUUUCCAGGUCCCACACAUAGGGAAGACCAUCCCCAACGGCAUUGACAAGUCUAGAGGACUGCCACUCUCGCUAUCAGACAAUGAGGGGGGUGGGGGUAAGACCCAGAUGAUGGGGGAGAUCAAGGUGGCCUUGAAGAAAGAGGUGAAACAAGAGGGAGACCAGCUGGUCCUGGAGGUUCUACAGUGUAGAAACAUCACUUACAAGUUCAAGAGCCCAGACCACCUACCAGAUCUCUAUGUGAAGCUGUACGUUGUUAAUGUGGCGACUCAGAAGAGGAUCAUCAAGAAGAAGACAAGAGUGUGUCGACAUGACAGAGAACCCUCCUUCAACGAGACCUUCAGGUUCAGCCUCAACCCCACCGGACACUCCCUGCAGUUGUUCCUGGUGUCUAACGGGGGUAAGUUUAUGAAGAAGACCCUGAUAGGAGAGGCCUACAUCUGGCUGGACAAGGUGGACAUGAGGAAGAGGGUGGUCAGCUGGCACAAGCUGCUGGUCAAUUCCACACACAACCAGUCCUGAGAGUUCAACUUGAGGUCACAGAGAGGUCAACCAGAUGUCAGUGAAGGUCAAUGAAUAGUAUUGGUCAGUGGUUGCUCGUAGAGGAGGACGAAAAAGAGGAAAAGGAAUAUGAGUUGCGUUACAGAGUGCCCUUCAUCUCCUUUGUGUUAUUGUAUGAAUGAAUGAAUGAAUGAAUGAAUGAAGGAAAGAAGGAAGGAAGGAAGGAAGGAAGGAAGGAAGGAAGGAAGGAAGGAAGGAAGGAAGGAAGGAAGGAAGGAAGGAAGGAAGGAAGGAAGGAAGGAAGGAAGGAAGGAAGGAAGGAAGGAAGGAAGGAAGGAAGGAAAAGGGCCUAUCCCCUCACACUGCCAUACAUGGACUGUACCCUGAUUCUUUAUUGGAUAGUAACAGCCAGAGACUCAAUCCUGAUUUCUGAUUGGACCAAAUAUUCAGAGACUGUACCCCGGAUUGGACAGAGGCUGCCAGCACACACACACACACACACACACACACACACAGAGAGAGAGAGAGAGAAAUGAAGAAGUCCCCUUAUCUGCUGUAAGAGGACACACACAUCUCACUAUCUCCCAGCUCUCUGCUGGACAUGUCGGAUGCAAAACCUGACGUCAAUCAGGACUGUGCAGCAAAACCACAGAGUAAUUACCAUGCCAGAACUACUCCUUUCUGUUUUGUCUGGAUCUGAUGCUGUUGUCUAUGAUUUAUCAUAGCCUCCACUUUAAGAUCUUUGUGAUCUGUGAAUCUGUCUGUCAUUCAGUCAGUCGGUGGGGUGCAAAUCAAUGUAUUUGUUUUUUUGUCCUGAGCUGCUUGAAGUAUGGAAUGUUUGUUGUAUGAUACUAUUCAUGUAAUGUAAAAAAAAACACAAAAAAAACAAGGUGUAUGUACAUUGAAAAUCUAUGGUUGAUAUUGCAGUAACUGUAACUGACAUUAUCUGAACACUUCCGUCCAAUAGGUGGCGGUAAUUCCCUAUUACAGUUAGUUGUCAACCGCCAUAAAACUCCAACUCGACCUUACCUGGACAAGUGUUAAUGUACAUUCAGAUGUAGAUAGAUAUAUGUCUGAAUAUUAAUUAUAUCAAAGACACACUGUACAGAGAAAUGUUAUUUAUGAACAUAGAGUUUAUAACAAUAAAUCUCCUCAUGUGCAGUUUAUUCUAAAGACUAAAUGUAUUCUGUACAGAAGGUAUGUAUGGAAGGAGCACAGACAAUCCAAUCACUUUAGCUCUGACGUUAUGCAGUUAUACUGGGUGUUAUUCAUUGGAAAAAAUAGGAAAAUGCAGUUCAAAUGGUGAAUGUAGAACUCAUUUUACAACUGAGACAUUAGAGGAGAACUUCCACAUGGAUAUCCCUCCUCUUACAGGUGGGGAGAAGAGAACAGAUAGAAAGGGGAUGUCAGGUCCCUUCCCCUUCAAGCUAUCCCCUAUUAUGUCCUGAAUGUUACUGACUGAGGAAGAUCAUGUGAUUUUACUGGACUCAUCUGACUUGAUGUUUUUGUGUUGUCUUUCACACACGUGACUGGAGGCUUAAACAAUAGCUCUGGUUUGAGAGAGAAACCUGGAUUGCUGGCCACUUUGCCCGUCCUGCAAUCGGACAGAGGGAUGUGUAGCAUCUCUCUGGUGAAGUGCUCUGCUCCCCAAACUGGGCCGCUCACCUGUUCUAUGUCAAAGCAACAGGUAAACACACCUGUCCUCUCGGUGUGUGCCAUCACAGUCUGGUUCUGUAUGCUGUGUGUGCCAUCACAGUCUGGUUCUGUAUGCUGUGUGUGUGUCUGUCGUCACACAUGGCCUAUUUUCCUCUCAAAGAUUAGCGCAAAAAGAAAGUGUGAACUGUUCUUUUAAAAAUCAAUGUGUGGUUUGUUUAUUAACAGAACAUCCAACAUCAUGCUGUACACAGUACACUGUAAAUUGUACACUGUGCAGUCGGUGUCAGUGUAAGUGGAGGUAAUGCAACAACACAGUGAACCAGCCUGUGGCACUGUCUCUGCUCAAUGCUCUAAGUCAUUACCUAUGGCCCAGUCAUCACAUAUGGCCGGGACAUGCUGAUACACACUAUACAUACACACUAUACAUCACUAUAGUAGCCUGGUUUACUUCUCGGUUCAGCUAUUACAUUCCAUUCCUUGUACUCUGUGUCUUUGGUAAAUGACAGGAGUGGCAGGGAGGGGAAUAUUAGCUAAAAAGAUUUGUACCCAGACUAUGAAUAUAUCAUAGUAAACAACAUCACCAGGUGACCCAACAGACCUACUACCCUCAACCCGACUGCUAGUGUCUAGGCAUAUCACUGAGGAACUAGGGGUGACAGAUGCAAUUUCCUAAUACAUAAAGUCCAUAUCAGAGGCUCGAAAUGCAGACACUGAGUCAAGAUGUCAGAAUGUUCAUGAGUCAAGAUGUCAGAAUGUUCAUAAAACAAAAAAUAAACAUGAUUUUAAAGAAAGGUAAAAAGUUUUACAAAAAUGUAAUUGUCGUGCCAACCUUAUUUUGUAAGCAAACCCAUUGGUUCUGUUGAAGUAAUUCUAUGCAACAUAGACUUUGUGUUUGAAUGCAUUUUCUUAACAUGUAAUAUCAGUGAACAUCGCGUCUGAAAAUAUGUAUCUUAUGAAGAGAAUUUUGAUUUAUUUUGAUUUAUAUAUUAUUCAAGAAAAAUAGAAAAAAAUAUAGAUACAUUUUUUACUACCUGUAUACAAUCAUAUACAUAAAGCUUGUGCACUUUAGUAUUACAUUGUUGACUGAUUUCCUUGUUCCGUGUAAAGUGUCAUAACAUGCAAGUUGAAGUGGCUGUUCCAGUUAGUGUCUUUAUGUUGAGAUGAUUUUGAGUUUGUGAUGUAUGAAGGAGUUCAUAUGACACUGUUUUUAAUUUACAUGGCAAAAGAAAAACUCAAAUUAAAUCUACAAUCACAGACAAUUUAAGGUACAUAUUGCUUCAUAUCUGAGGAGACACCAUCAAACUGUAUGGUUGAUAUAACCACCAACACAUGUAUGUAUAAAUCCAUGAUGUUCAGUCUGAGAAGAAUUAUGAGGUCAUUUUCAAAGCCCAACUCCAGGUUUGUCCCCCCUUUCAUGUUCUCCUCAGAUUACACUCAGCUAGAUUGUCAAUAUCCAUUGUCGCUCAGUCCGUUCCUAGUAACCAUGAAACCAAUCAAACGUGUGUAUCUGUGAGGGGUGUGAAUGUGGCGUACUCAUCUGAUCUAUGUAAAUAUAAAGUGUUUUAUUUUCUACAGAGAUUGAUUGUUCGUAUUGUCUGAGGUUUGAGCAUGUGAGUGUAAAACAAAAAUACAAAAACACUUAAAACCUGUCUGUCUGUCUGUCUCUAGUGGUGUGUGUGAGAAGGUGAUUAUGUGAUCUGACCGUGCGUUGUCAACCCAUGGGUGUCUGACUGUAAAACUAUGUCAAAGAUGCCCAGCCAACCAGAGGGGACAAAUCUACUUAAUUUCAGUUGUUUGAGACUUCCUGUUACCACACUGGAUGUUGCAUGUCUGUCAAUAUUUUGCUUCCAGAUAUGUUCAAAAAGAGGGAGAUAAUAUGUAUAGAUUUAUCGGAAGUUGUAUGCCGACUGUAUAAAGAUUAUGCUUGUAAAAUGGUCUUGUUUUUCACUCAGUGUAAAAAUGGGGAAUCUAUCGUUCUGGUUUUGUGGUUGUACACAGGAUGUGUUAAGAUAUUAUUAUGCAAAUUGUGCUGUAAAAAAGGCUGUUUCCCUAAAAUCUAAAGAAUAAAUAUAAAAAGAGAUUUAUUCCACAAGCUAAA